CGUAUCUGUAGUUUGAGAUCUUGUAAAAAAGGUGUUAGCGUCCCGGUAUAUCUCGUCCUCAAGCGUCUUAAGCCCCACGUAAUUCCCAUAUUGUAUUCCCCCGUUAUAUUUCGUUAUACAUUCGUUGCCCUGUCGUUUUUCUACGUAGUUUGUAAACUUUCUCGCGGUUCAAUUUCCGUCGUUUUGGCCCGUUUAAAUUCUGCUCUUGCUGCCCUAUUGUAUUACCGUGUAUUCUAUAAACUCUCUUGCGAUUAGAAUUCCGUUUCUGCCCGUCUAAACUCGUUAAAUCACGGGCGACGUAGCUGUAAUUUAAGAAAAGCAUCCCAGUAUCUCUCGUCCCCAAGCGUCUUUUGCAAGAAGACCACAGAACAUCCAAUCGCCACUAUAAGACAUACUGAAGGCGAGCAGAGACGGAGAUAGUUGAGGCGGAGACAACCCUUCUUCAGUUCUUCGACUGUACUGAGACGCACCAUGCAAGUCAGUUUGUUGGCAGUCCUACUGGCCAUGGUCGCCAUGGUUACUGGGCUUGGCCCAACUGAAGAUCAGCUCCGGGAAGCCGUUACCAUGGCAACAAAGGAAUUGGGGAACGGCCACUGUGUCCGCAAGGAUAACAACGUCGUCUGUGAGGAAGAGCCCAAACACACUCCCAGCAAAAGUCAACGUCACUUCGUAACCACUCACCAUCCCACGCCCGGGACAAUCAAGCUCAGCCAAUCAGCUGCCAUCUUGGAGAAGGUGGCCAAGAACCUCAUGAACAGCCCUGACCACUUCACUCUGGAGCAGCUGGGCCAAGUUGGGUCCAGUACCGUAACAGGGCUGUGUACACGUGACGAGACAUGCCAGCGAAAUAAGCUUGCAAAUGGCAUUGAGUUUCGGACGGCAAACGGCUGUGGUAACAACCUGGACAACCCCCUGUGGGGAAGCCCUGGGCAAUGCAUGAAAAGACUGCUCCCGCCGCAAUACGGAGACGAUAAUGCGCCACGCACUAUCGGCUGGCACGGCAUCCCACUUCCUAACGCUCGUCAUGUCAGCCUUUUUCUGCUUGAAGAUCUGCGGAAAUCGAACCAUGAAACCAGCCACAUGUUGAUGCAGUUUGGACAGUUUUUAGCUCACGAAGUCACAGUAGCGCCCCACCUAGGUCACCCAGAAGAAAAAUGUCCUUGUGAAUCUGAUGCUAAGGAUUCAGAAUGUUUCAACGUUCCCGUUCACUUGAAUGACCCCGAUUUCCGUGGAAGGUCCUGUCUAGAAUUCACCCGUUCUAGCGCCUGUCCCAACGAAGGGUGCCGCAUGGGUCCACGCCAGCAGUUCUACGAUGUCACCGCCUUCGUGGAUGCCUCCAAUGUCUACGGCCAAAAUGAGGAAGACAUGGCUGCCCUCAGAGACGAGUCGUCAAGGUUCCUACUGAAGUCCAGACUACUGAAGUCCAAAUCAACUCCUGACGACCCUAACAAGAAGGCAAAUGAUGAUGAAGAUAUCAAGAAGGAACUCCUACCAGAGGCCAUGAAAGAUGAGUUCAUGUGUGAGGGGUUCAAAGGGCCCGACGGUUAUAAGUGCUCACAGGCAGGAGAUAAGCGAGUGAACGAGAAUCCAGGGAUAACCUCCAUGCACAGCCUCUUCAUGCGAGAACACAACCGGAUCGCCAGGCGGCUCCAUAAUCUCAACAAGCAGUGGGACGACGAUCGGGUGUUCAUGGAGACCAGAAAGAUCGUCGGCGCGCUGUUGCAGAAGAUAGCGUACGGAGAAUACCUUCCUCUGGUUCUGGGACCCGACUACAUGACCAAGUUUGACCUGACCCUCACCAAGCCGGAUAAGUACUUCCAAGGGUACGACAAAGCCGUGAACCCCGGCAUCUAUAACGUGUUCAACACGGCGGCCUACAGAUUCGGCCACACUAUGGUUCAGAAUGAAUUUGAACGCUAUCCUCCAAACUUUGAUCCGAAAAGCCAGCAUUGUCCGAUCAAGCUGGCUUUUAGCUUCUUCAACCCAUCGUACAUUUCCGACAACGACCAAGGCGGCCCGGACUCCAUCCUACGGGGACUGACCACCCAGCCUCGUCAAGACUUCGAUCGGUUCAUGGUCUCGGGCCUGACGAAGUCUCUAUUGUGUGAACCUCAGGGAUCUGGUCACCGCUCUGACCUGGCGACCCUGAACAUCCAGCGAGGAAGGGACCACGGACUGCCCGGCUACAACGCCUGGAGGGAGAAGUGUGGGUUUCCCAGGGCACAUAGGUUUGUCGACCUUGCACCGCAGAUCCCUGACGUAACCACCCGAGAGAGGCUACAGGAACUAUACAGCCACGUGGACGACAUCGACCUAUUUGUCGGUGGUCUUGCCGAGCAGUCCGUGCCGGGCGGUAUCGUGGGUCCGACCUUCGCCUGUCUGAUUGGCAUGCAGUUCCAGGACCUCCGCAAGGGGGACCGCUUCUGGUUCGAGAACUCCGGUCAGUCUAACGAGAACUCCGGGCAGUCUAACGAGAACUCCGGGCAGUCUAACGAGAACUCCGGACAGUUUACGACAGACCAACUUGCGGAGAUCAAGAAGCACAGCCUGGCCCGCAUCCUGUGCGACAACACGGACGGCACAACCCAGAUGCAGCCGGAUGUCUUCAAGCAGCCCACACAGCCUGGGAACAAGAGGGUGGACUGUUCGUCUCUGCCCCAGAUGGACUUGACUGUUAUGACAUAGACGGACAGCAAGGUAAACGAUUCGGACACGAUUUUGCAUCCCAGCAUCUGCUUAGACAGUUACAGGCUCCCUGCACGUAGUACCUGGUUUACUUGUCUUGUUUUCAACAAGGAAUAUCGUAAAACCAACAAUAAGCUUAAGACAACAGACUCAUAGCUAACUGAAUAAGCUGAAGAAUUUGUGUGUGUGUGAAUUUGAGUAGUAUUAUUUUCUGUGUUUUGAGUUUCCUUCGUAUAGUCAGAAUUAGAAAUAGUACGCACCUUACAUGAAUUAGUGAAUUUGAGUUGGAUUUUGAAUAUGAGUUGGAUUAUUGUUUGUGUUUUGAGUUUCCUUCAUAUAUUCAGAGUUAGAAAUGGGUACGUACCUUACUGGCUUACUUAUACAUGAAUUUGAGUUGAAUUUUGAAGUUCAGUUGGAUUAUUAUUUGUGUUUUGGUAUACUUCGUAUACUGUAUUAAGUUUGCAAUGGUUUAUAUUAUUGAUGAAGUAUUUUGAGUAAUGUGAGUGAUUGUCAUAGUUGGAUUUAUUAGAAUGAUGGGCUUUAAUAAAGUAAUGUU
This is a messenger RNA of Branchiostoma floridae (Florida lancelet), 3241 nucleotides long. RefSeq names its product peroxidasin homolog. The transcript is spliced from 10 exons. Gene Ontology annotation, biological process: response to oxidative stress. The record is from RefSeq and is a predicted model, not a curated record. NCBI's taxonomy places the organism in Eukaryota, Metazoa, Chordata, Leptocardii, Amphioxiformes, Branchiostomatidae. Gene Ontology annotation, molecular function: peroxidase activity; heme binding. The coding region runs from base 472 to 2685 and encodes 737 amino acids.